CCAGCGUGUGGGCGCCCCUCAUUUUAACGCCCAAGUUGUUGCUAAGGUACACAGGCGGUCUGUUCGUUCAUGUCAUCCCGCCCUUGUCCAAACAACCAAGCAUUUGUUUUGCUGCCUUAUUCCCUGUUUGGGAUAUCUGAGCAUCAAUUCAUAAUCCAUAAAAUUCUCAAUUGAUUAAAUCAAGCAUCAUUUGGAUGAUUCUGCAGAUCUGUCCUGCUUGUUGUGUCUGCAUUUUAACAAUCACAGAAACACCCCACGAAGGCCGAUCCUUGGAUUUUCCCGACUUGAGUGUUUUCGUCAUUUCGCGUUCAGACUUUUUGGUUCGCUGAGCAUCUUUCGACGACAGUGCCUUUUUUUUCACCAACCGACAGCAUAUACUAUUCAGCACAGUGAAAUCUUCGCGUCAGCCUCGCGACCCUUCUCGCCAUGGCGAGCUUCAUUGGCACCCUCUUCCCCACCGGGAAGCAGGAACGCACUGAGCGCCCGGGAACGCCCAAUCGCAACAGCUUCAUCAAUCCAGCCAGCACUCCCCAAGGAAGUCCCAGCAAAAAAACUGUCCCUCCUGGUGCCAAUGAACUACCAAACGCUCUGGAGGGCAUGAAGCUCGUCCCACCAGUCCUCGAUCCCUCCAUCAAGCUCGGUCGGCCACAGAGCGUCGUGACCCCUCUAUCACCCGGCCGAAACAAUGUGCAAGCCACGGACGAGUCCGUCUUCGUCGACGACAGCGUACUGCACAAAUCUACAGCCGCACCGGGAGCGCACAUGAUGAAGCAGGGCCAAGAGAAUACACCUCCACCAUUGAGCUCUGCACGAGCUGGCGGCGGCCUCAAUAUAGCUCAUGCUCACACAGACCAGCAGGCCGCUCCUAGCCACAAUCAUGCUGCAGUAUCCCGUCAUGAGCACUAUCUCAGGGAUAGACCGACGACGCCUGCCACGAGACGAUUUAACACGAACCGUGGGUUGACGCCGGAGGAGCUGGAGAUCUUGAAGAAGCCAAGCAUUAAGAGGCUUGUCAAUGUCACACAGCUUUAUUUCCUGGACUACUAUUUCGAUCUUCUCACCUAUACCGGCGCUCGCCAGAACAGACUGGCCGCUUUCAAAUCGGAGUACCCGCCGCCGCCAGAGACAGAUGAGGAGACAUACGCAGCAAUGUGGCACAAGUAUACGGGUCGUGAGCGCGCAAACUUGCGGAAGAGGCGUGUCAGACUUCGACAGGGUGACUUCCAGAUCCUCACCCAGGUAGGCCAGGGUGGCUACGGCCAAGUAUUCUUGGCACAGAAGAAAGACACGCGUGAGGUUUGCGCACUCAAGGUCAUGAGCAAGAAACUGCUAUUCAAGCUCGACGAGGUUCGCCAUGUCUUGACUGAGCGUGACAUCCUGACUACUGCCAAGAGUGAAUGGCUGGUUAGGCUUCUCUACUCUUUCCAGGACGAUAAGAGUAUCUAUUUGGCGAUGGAAUAUGUGCCCGGUGGAGACUUCCGCACACUCCUUAACAACACGGGCGUUCUCUCAAAUCGGCAUGCUCGCUUCUACAUUGCCGAGAUGUUCUGCUCUGUGGAUGCUCUCCAUCAGCUAGGAUACAUUCAUAGAGAUCUCAAGCCCGAGAACUUCCUCGUUGAUUCGACGGGACACGUCAAACUCACAGAUUUCGGACUGGCUGCUGGAGUCUUGGCGCCUGGAAAGAUCGAGUCGAUGAGGUUACGACUUGAGAAGGCCUCAGAGACCUCUGUUCCAUUUGGAAAGCCGAUGGAUCAGCGUACUAUAGCCGAGCGGCGAGAAGGCUACCGGUCUAUGAGGGAUAAGGACGUCAACUAUGCCAAAUCGAUUGUCGGCUCACCGGACUACAUGGCACCCGAGGUACUACGCGGUGAGGAAUAUGACUUUACAGUGGACUAUUGGAGUUUGGGAUGCAUGCUUUUCGAGGCACUCACCGGCUUCCCACCAUUCGCGGGUGCGACGGCCGAGGAGACUUGGCGCAACCUGAAGCACUGGAAAGAGGUUCUCAAGCGCCCCGUAUGGGAAGACCCCAACUACUUUCUCAGCAACCGGACCUGGGGCUUCAUCACGACGUGUAUCAACUCGCGCUCGAGGCGCUUUGCCAACAUCCGGGACAUUUAUGCCCACCAGUACUUUGCCGAGGUCGACUGGGAAACUCUGCGGGAAACCAAGGCGCCUUUCGUACCGGAGCUCGACUCUGAAACCGAUGCCGGCUACUUUGAUGACUUCAGCAAUGAGGCAGACAUGGCCAAGUAUAAGGAGGUGCACGAGAAGCAGCAGGCACUCGAGACUAUGGCAGAGCGUGACGACGAAAUGGGCAAAUCACUGUUUGUCGGCUUCACAUUCCGCCACCGCAAGCCUCAGGGAGAAGACAGUAGCAGCCCACGAAAGCCUUUGACAGCAGACACUUUCCAGGCAGAGACGUUCGGCACCAUGCUGUAGGGACAGCAAAAGAGCCCAAAAACUAUACAGCAGCACUGGCCAUAUGGCCAGGAUCAAGAUCGACACUCUCAGCCACCACAUUACCAUGGUGACUUAGAUAACAGUCAUUGCAGCGGGUUGGUGGAAGAUUACUACCCCGACCACAUGGAUGUGAGCUAUUAUGGAGACUGCGGCAGUAUCAAUAGCCGAAUGACAGACACGUCCCUCUUUGGACGCGUCUGCGAUAAGGUCACUGAGCGCCGGGCAUAUGGGCACCGCGUAUAUCGUGAUCAGCACAAGGCAGAACAGACGGCUUUCCGUCUGACGAAGCGAUGAGCAUUGAUGAGGACGUCAUCGGGUAUGGAGCGUUCACAGGCGUUACUGGCCUUCCAAGUCAGAAGUGAGUGAGUUUGGCUCGCCUUUUAACUUUUGCAGGAAUUUGGUUGCCCUGCCCACAUGAGCCCUUUAUGAGUCUAGGUUGUUUUCUUUUCUAUACCAAUUAGCCCGCCCAACACAUUGGUUCCUACCCAAUCAUGCAGCUUCUCUCUCUUUUUUUUUGUCUCGAGUUUACCACUACCAACCAUCAAUUGCAUGUUUGGAUUACGGGUUUUUCUUUAAUGUUUUUGUCGGGAUGAGUUUAUGUAAACAUGGCGAAGUGGUCUUCGUCCUUCGGUUGCUUCAAUGGGAUAUGAGGGGCAUAGGGUAAUGCGGCAAUAAUACCGUCUGAAUUGUCUUGUGUAUUGCAAGCCUUGGCUUAUUUCUUUUACUGCGUCGUUUGGCAUUCGGUUGAGUCCCUGGCUUUUUAAUCAGUGAUGGCAGGUGGGAACGCCGGGAGUACACAUCGUGUUAGACCAAGCAAGGGUCAUUUGAUAACAUGCUAUUCGGACUGAAUCCAUCAGACAGAAAGAAGAAGAAGAUACCUCCACGGAAUUUGCAGUCGUCGCAAGCCGGUGCCACUUCAUUGGGGGCGCAGGCCUCAUAAACUUCAACUUUUUGCCACGAAGGGGUUGCCAUUCAUGACGACGACAGGACCAAACCGUAUUGUCUUGAGCAUUGUCGGAGAAUCGGUGUGGGAGCCUCCGAUAGUCCCAUUCAUGUCAUGUUGGUACUGUACGGCCAAAGAGAGAUAUUAAAGUGGCAGAGCUUGGCAACAACAGGUGCACCGCCUCAAUUCCUGAAGUAUGCUAAAUAUAACAAACAGUACGCUUUUCUUAUGAAGGCGGGCCGAACAUGGGCAUCUGGGCAUCAAGGAAUGAAUGAACCUGCUGAACGGCGAAAGCACAGGC
Molecule: messenger RNA, 3704 nt
Organism: Pyricularia oryzae 70-15
Lineage: Eukaryota; Fungi; Ascomycota; Sordariomycetes; Magnaporthales; Pyriculariaceae
Product: AGC/NDR protein kinase
Exons: 3
Coding region: 427-2439 (670 amino acids)
Biological process (GO): intracellular signal transduction; peptidyl-serine phosphorylation
Cellular component (GO): spindle pole body
Molecular function (GO): ATP binding; protein serine/threonine kinase activity
Source: RefSeq, a predicted model, not a curated record